AUGUUCUUCUUCGGCUUUGUCGCGAGCUUUCGCCCCGAGGUGCGCCGCCUGCUGGAGCGCUACCCGGCGCUGUGCCCGGUUUGCGCUAACCCGACCCUAACCGUGGCGGAAGUCGACAGGGUGCUGCGCAUUUUCUUCCUGCCGGUCUGGCGGUCGAAGGUGCAUGAGCUGAUGGUCAUCUGUCAAAACUGUGGGUUCACCAUCGAGAAGAGCAAAAUGGAUGAGCUCGAGGCGCGGCGGAAGUUCUUCGAGCGGCAGGGCAAGAAAAUGUUCGAAGAGAUGGCGGACUUGAAAGGGGAGGCAGAUCUGAAAGGAGAGCAGAAAGGAUCAACGACCAUAAGCAAGCACAACUCGGAGAACGCCAUCUCAGUUCAAUGCGCGCAGAAGCACAGAAUAUGGGGUCACGCAACAAUAUUGGAGUUCCGCCGCUGA
Molecule: messenger RNA, 432 nt
Organism: Klebsormidium nitens
Lineage: Eukaryota; Viridiplantae; Streptophyta; Klebsormidiophyceae; Klebsormidiales; Klebsormidiaceae
Source: the annotation of a GenBank genome assembly